UGGCGCCAGCCCUGCGUUAUGGGGAGAGCUGUGCCUGCUCGUAGCCUUCCCGCUUCUGUUCCUUGACUUAUUUUUCUUUCUCGGAACACGGCUAGGUCUAGCUCAGCAGCUUCUUAGUUUGACCUUUUAUAACACGGCAUAAUAAACUUUGCUAGCAACCACCGCUAGCUUCACCAGCAGCCCCUCUAGGUACGUUUGGAAGGCGCCUUUCAAAAGAUAGAAUGCAGCUGUUUUGUUUGACAGCAUUGCCUGGAUGUAGAAGACAACAUCAUGAUUCCAGAAUUUGACAACUUGUACCUGGAUAUGAAUGGUAUCAUCCAUCAGUGUUCACACCCUAAUGAUGACGAUGUUCACUUCAGAAUCUCAGAUGAUAAGAUCUUUGCUGAUAUUUUUCACUACUUGGAAGUAUUAUUUCGCAUUAUUAAACCAAGAAAGGUUUUCUUCAUGGCAGUUGAUGGAGUGGCUCCAAGAGCAAAAAUGAACCAGCAGCGUGGGAGACGUUUUAGGUCAGCAAGAGAAGCAGAGGACAAAAUAAAGAAGGCUUUAGAAAAAGGAGACGUUCUCCCUACAGAAGCCAGGUUUGACUCCAAUUGUAUUACACCAGGGACUGAUUUCAUGGCCAGGUUGCACGAACAUCUGAAGUAUUUUGUAAAUAUGAAGAUUUCCACAGACAAAUCCUGGCAUGGCGUAACUGUCUACUUAUCAGGCCACGAGACACCAGGUGAAGGAGAGCAUAAAAUUAUGGAAUUUAUCCGAUCAGAGAAAACGAAGCCUGAUUACGAUCCAAACACAAGACAUUGUCUGUAUGGUUUAGAUGCUGACUUGAUUAUGCUUGGAUUAACAAGUCAUGAGUCACAUUUCUCACUUUUAAGAGAAGAAGUCAGGUUUGGUGGCAAAAAAUCCCAGAGAGCAUGUGCCCCAGAAGAAACCACAUUUCACUUACUGCACUUGUCAUUAAUGAGAGAAUAUAUUGACUAUGAAUUUUCACCAGUAAAAGACAAGAUUUCCUUUCAAUAUGACAUUGAAAGGAUAAUAGAUGAUUGGAUCUUAAUGGGAUUUCUUGUAGGCAAUGACUUUAUUCCUCAUCUACCUCAUUUACAUAUUAAUCAUGAUGCACUGCCACUACUUUAUAAAACAUAUAUGGCUAUCCUGCCAGAACUUGGAGGCUACAUUAAUGAAAGUGGGCAUCUGAACUUACAACGCUUUGAGAAAUAUCUUACAAAAUUGUCAGAUUUUGAUCGUGAACACUUCAGCGAAGUCUUUGUAGACCUAAAAUGGUUUGAAAGCAAAGUAGGCAAUAAAUACCUCAAUGAGGCAGCUGGUAUCGCAGCAGAAGAAGCAAGACGCCAUAAGCAAAAGAAACAGAAGGUUCAGGAAAACUCCAUGUGUUUGGCUGCUCUAGAGAAAACUGAGGAUGGAAUUAUGACUUCUUCUAAAAAUGCAUUGGAAGAUGAACAAGAAGAUGAAGACCUGUUUGAGACUGAGUUCAGGCAAUACAAAAGAACGUAUUAUAUGACUAAGAUGGGUGUGGAAGUAGUUUCAGAUGACUUCCUGGCUGAUCAGGCUGAAUGUUAUGUCCAGGCAAUACAGUGGAUUUUGCACUAUUACUACCAUGGGGUUCAGUCAUGGAGCUGGUAUUACCCUUAUCAUUAUGCACCUUACCUAUCAGACAUUCGCAAUAUCAGUAAACUCAAAAUCCAGUUUGAGUUAGGAAAACCUUUCAUGCCAUUUGAACAGCUUCUUGCAGUACUUCCAGCAGCUAGCAAAGAUCUGCUACCUAAAUGCUACGAGCAUUUGAUGACUAGCGAAGAUUCUCCAAUCAUAGAAUACUAUCCUCCAGAUUUUAAAACAGACUUAAAUGGAAAACAGCAAGAAUGGGAAGCAGUAGUAUUAAUCCCAUUUAUUGAUGAGAAACGAUUGCUGCAAGCAAUGGAAUCUUGCAACAAGUGCCUAUCGGAAGAUGAGAAGCGAAGAAAUACUCACAGUGAGUGCCUAAUGUACUGGUAUGACAAAGACACAGAGUUCAAAUACCUGUCACCGUGGCCAGAGAAGUUCCCUGCCAUACAAAGAUGCCACACCAGGUAUAAAACAAUAUCUUUGGAUGCCUGGCAUGUAGAAAUAACCCACAAUAAGAUAACUAAAGUUAACAAGAGCGCAUUGUAUUUUUGUGGGUUUCCCACUCUAAAACACAUUGCACAUAAGUUCUAUCUUAAAAAAAGUGGGGUACAAGUAUUCCAGCAGAGCAGCCAUGGUGAGAAUAUGCUGUUAGAAAUCAUAUGUGACCAGGAUUCAAAAGAGCAGUCUGUAGAAAAUGUAGCCAGUUUGGUGCUUGGAAAGUCUGUUUUUGUUAACUGGCCACACCUUGAAGAAGCCAGAGUUAUUUCUGUGUCAGAUGGAGAAACUAAGUUUUAUUUGGAAGAGCCACAUGGAACACAGAAGCUUUACCUGGGAAAAACUGUGCCACCAACUAAAGUGGCAUAUGUUGGAGAGAAAGAACAGAGCAUCUGGUUGAAAGAAGUUCAGGGGAUUUCAGAACACUACCAGAGGAGAAAAGGAAUAAUUAUAAAUGAAACCUCAGUAGUUGUAUAUGCCCAGUUACUCACUGGUCGUAGAUAUCAGCUAAAUCCAAAUGGUGAAGUUUAUUUGGAGAAGCAGUGGUCAAAACAAGUUCUUCCUUUUGUUUACCAAACUAUUGUCAAGGAUAUCAGUGCUUUUGACUCUCGUUUCUCCAACAUCAAAACCUUGGAUGAUCUGUUUCCUCCUGGAAGUACAGUCUUUAUGCUGGGGACUCCUUACUAUGGCUGCACAGGAGAAGUGCAGGAUUCAUGUGAUGUUAUCACAGAAGGUAGAAUUCGUGUAGUUUUCAAUAUCCCGUGUGAACCCCAGCUUGAUUCCUUAAUACAGAACCAGCAUAAAUAUUCUGUGAAGUACAAUCCUGGAUAUGUUUUAGCCAGUCGUCUUGGAGUGAGUGGAUAUCUUGUCUCCAGGUUUACAGGAAGCAUAUUUAUUGGAAGAGGAUCCAGGAGAAAUCCACAUGGAGACCACAAGGCAAAUGUGGGCUUGAAUCUGAAGUUUAAUAAGAAGAAUGAAGAGGUUCCUGGCUAUACUAAGAAGGUUAGAAAUGAAUGGAUGUAUUCUUCUGCAGUAGAGCAACUUCUUGCUGAGUAUUUAGAAAGGGUCCCUGAACUGUUUAGUUAUAUUGCCAAAAAUAGUCAAGAAGAUAUAUUCUAUGAAGAUGAUAUUUGGCCUGGGGAGGACGAGAAUGGUGCUGAGAGAGUUCAAGAAAUUGUUGCCUGGCUAAAGGCGCAUCCUGUCAGCGCUUUAUCUCGUUCAUCUUGUGACUUACAAAUUCUGGAUGCAGCUAUUGUAGAGAAAAUUGAAGAAGAAUUAGAGAAGUGCAAGCAAAGGAAGAGUAACAAGAAGGUGCGAGUGACGGUGAAACCCCAUUUGCUGUAUAGACCUCUAGAACAACAGAAUGGGGUUGUUCCAGACAGAGAUGCAGAGUAUCGACUGUUUGACCGCGUUGUCAAUGUGAGGGAGAACUUUUCUGUUCCAGUUGGUCUUCGAGGUACCAUUAUAGGACUUAAAGGAGCAAGCAGAGAAAUGGAUGUACUCUUUGAAGUGUUGUUCGAUGAAGAAUUCCCUGGAGGCCUAACAAUAAGGUGCUCACCUGCUAGAGGUUAUCGUCUGCCAACAAGUGCCUUAAUUAACCUAUCUCAUGGUAGUCGGUCCGAAACAGGAAAUCAGAAAUUGACAGCCAUAGUGAAACCACAACCAGCUGUGAAUCAUUACAACUCAUGCCCAUCUGAGUCGUCAUCUGUAUGCUCACAAAAAGUGCAUCUAGGAGGUCUCAACCAUUCUCCUCGUUCCCUUUUUGUUCCUACUCGACAACUGAAUGGAAGACAGCAUUACAAUCUCAGGGCUGAAAAUCAGGGCAAUUCCAUUUCACUACAGAAAGGAUCAUUUUUGGGCAGCAAUCAGAAACAAAAAGCUCAGAGUAAACAAGAUGAUGAAUUUUGCAGCAUUUGGCAAUCACUGCAAGGGUCUGGAAAAUCUCAACAUGUUCAACAAAAUAUGAAUGAAAAGGGUGCAAUCCUACCUCAAGAAACAAAGCCAGGAACUGGCAACCAGUUGUACAAACCAGGCUUCAAUGAGAGUACCCUCAAAGGCCAGCAAAGAAAACAGGAGCCAUUUAAAAAGUUUAAAGAAGAUUCUAAAGUUCCAAGAAAUGAAGGUCAGACACACAAAAUAUCAAACAAACAGAAUUUUGCAGGAGCAAAUAAAUAUAAUGUUAAGCUUUUGAAGAGGAAUGAAAGUCCAAGUGUGCCUGUAAUUCAGAAGGCUUCAGUUGAUGAGUCCUGUAUAGCUGGGAAGAAGGACUCUGAACUUGAAAACCUUCUAGCAUCUUUGAAAAUCUCCAAAGAAAAUGAAGUGCAAUCAUCUUAUCCCAAGGAAGAAAGAGUCACCAAUGAAGAACAUCUGUCUCCACAGUCUUUUGCUAUGAAAGGAACACAGAUGCUCAAAGAAAUUUUGAAGAUUGAUGGCUCUGACAUAGAAACCAAGAAUGAAAUGAAACCAUUGAUUAAUGAAGUUCCUGCUUCCUCUGCUAGGCAGGAUUCCCAUGGGGCUGCCAUGCAGCAUAGACAAACAAAAAAAAUGGCUGCUUACAUGAACAAGCCUCAUGGUGUAGGAGGCCCUCAUAAUGCUCAGGCUUUGGAAACUGGAGGUCACCCUCUCCUUGGCCCACAGUCUGCGUUGUCUACCCCAGUAUCUGAACUCUCUCGUAUUUGUUCCCUGGUUGGAAUGCCACAACCAGAUUUCUCCUUCCUCAGAACACCACAGACCAUGACAGUUUGUCAAGUAAAAUUAUCCAAUGGCUUAUUAGUACAUGGACCUCAGUGUCACUCUGAAAAUGAAGCCAAGGAGAGAGCUGCAUUUUUUGCAUUACAACGAUUGAGCUCUUUAGGAGUGAACUUUUCUUUGCCGCCACCUCCACCGGUGUUUCCAAAUUAUCAGUCGAUGGGAGCUCCUGUACCACCUGGAUCCAUUCCUCCAGUCUUCACCCAGCCCACUGCUAAUAUGAUGCCUCCAUCAUCUCACAUGUUUGGUACAAUGCCAUGGAGAGCUCCAGUGCCUAUUCAUGGCAAAUCUUACUAUCCCGGUUCAUAUCCUGGGAACAUGCCUCUUGCAGGAACUGUCCCAGUUGGUACUCACAACCAGUUUAUUCCUCUACAGGUAAUUAAAAAAAGGGCUGCUAGCAAGAAAAAUUUCGAGUUCAAAGAAUUCCAGAGCUCCCUUCAAGCUGGACCACUAAAGAAUGAACAGCUAAUGUAUUCUGAAACCAACAAGCUCAUUCAACAAGAUACUUCAGCUCCUUUAAAAUCUCCUCAAGCUGUUCAGUCUGCUGUUUCUUUUCAAGACAACGUAGCUACUCCAGGCGUUCCUCAUAACAAAUCAACACCAAACAUUUCUAGCAAACGAAAGCCAAGAAAACUGGCUGUCAACUUUGGUGCACCAAAAUCUUCAGAAUAAAUACUGUAGCUAGAUUGAUUUUAUCUUUCCACUUCCCCCAGUGUUUUUCAUAUAAAUUUAGGAUUUUUAAGGAGAUAUAUAUAUCCUUAAAAAAAUCAUAGUGCUAUUUAGAAAAAUCAACCAUUUUAAGUAUGAUUUUAUUUUUCCUCUUAUCCCAGUGUUUAUAAUCUCCUUUAAAAAAUCAUAAAGCAUUAUUUAAAAAAAAUAAGUAUAAUAAAGAGUGAAAGACAUUUCAGUUGCUAGGCUUUUCCAGGCUGUUGAUAAAUACUUAUAAAAACUAUGUUAAAAUUUGAUUAAAGAUCUUAACUUAAACUGAUAAAAGCCAGAAAAUCCUGAAUUAAGGUCACCACACGAUCCAUUGGUGCCUAGGUCUCUGAAUAGUGGCUUACAUUCUAUAGCGGGUGAGCAGCAAUAAUAUUAGAGUGGGACUCCUAAUUCAGAAUUGCCUCGCUUUUGCGGUAGGAUAUGGGGCAGUAAUAAGUCAGGCAUGGAAUAUUGCUUAAUACGAUCUUUCGUAUUUUAACUCCUUUUUUAUAAAAUAGAGAAGGCUUUUAUUUACCUGUAAAUUUCAUAUUUAUUAGGUCCUUCUGAUCUGAAGGAGUGGAAUAGAACUUAACUGUGGUGGCACUGCCAGAUUUGCUGUCACUACAUUCAUUUCUAGGUUUCAUACCAAACGGUAGAAGUUCUAAAACUCUCAGAAGGUAGACAUCAUUACAUAUCUAGAAUUAUUGUUACAGGAUGAAUUUUACAAAAUGGCAAAGUAGAUGGGUUGCUGACAGAGACAACUGGCUUAUAGAAUACAGCAAAUGCAAAUUGACUUGCAAACAAAAGUUCUCACUUCAAAUUAUAUUAAUAAAGUUGCUAGUUAUGAUUCAUUUAAAAAUCUGACUCCACUUCACUUUACUAGUUAAUCAACAUAGAUAUCCACUACACAUCCACAUGCACUUCUUCAUGGACUCCAAAAGCCACAAAAAUCCUGACUUUUUCUAAAUUAUAAAAUGAGUAGAGUGCAAAGGUAUUUGUGUAUAUAUAGCAUGUUAAUCAAACUCAUGCUCAUCCUUUGAGCCAAUUUCUCCCAUCUACAGUUUUCUCCAUAGAGUGAAGUUUGGAAUCUGGCAGGUUCUCUUUUCUAAAUUACUAUUUUUUUGUUUGUUAGCUGACUUUUAAUAUAUAUUUUAAUUUCAUGAUAAUAUAUGGUGGCAGAAGACACACUAAAUUGUCAUCCUUGAGUUAGAGUUCUAAGCUUAUUCCCUAAUAACAUCUAGACAAAAAAUUCUUGAUUUACCUUUUUGGAGGGAAUUAUCACUUUAUAUCUAAAAGAAGAAAAAAACUGAAAGGACCCUGUACUACCUUAUGAUCCAUGCAAUUCUCAUUCAUCAUAAAUGAAAAUUGUAUGGAUCCAAAGCAAAACUUGGUCUGAUGUCUCUUCUCAUUUGGCGCACUCUGUAGAUGUUGGCUGGGUCUGCACCACCAUUUUUACCUUAUUCUUGUCUGUCCUGGUGAAAAUACUUUUCCUCAAAACCCUAGAAGGAUUAGUGAUAUGUCAGACUUUAAUCAGUGAUUCAAUACAGUGUCUCUAAGCAGACUUCAUGCAGCACAUGCAAGUUUGCAGAAUUUUCCUCGGUUUCUUAUCUUGCUAUUUUGCCAUGGUAACAUAGCUUCACUUUCCUAUGGUAGUGUCCAAUUUCAUCUCACAGAUGUUUCUCUUGCUAAGGUUUUUGAUUCAUUUUCCCAAAACUGUUUUUGUCUCCUCUCUGCUGUCCUGCCUUUCAGGGGUCUUUGAUAGCUAUUGCUAUUUCUAUCCUUCCCAUAGACAGUGUGUUCUCUCAGAAAUUUUAUUCGGUCGUUUUUGGCCAGAUACUUGUCUUCUGGGCCUCUGAUACUCCAAUCCUUUUAUAGUAGUCUGUACAUAAUCAUAAAACUCUUCUGGUUAAUCUGGAUUGACUGUACCACAGAGAUGACAGACUCUAUAUGUGGAUCCAGUAUAUUUAAACUCUGAUUCCAGAAAUCAUGUAGUUUCAGGAUUAUUUUUAUGUCGUGCCUUGUUAGUCAUUCAAAAUCCUUGCACAUCUCCAGGCUAGAAUAGCAACCUUCAGGUGUUUACACUGAUUAACUUUUGUACAACUUUUUUUAAGGAGAUAGUGAGUCUCUCAAUAGCAGCUAGCUCCUACUUAGUCUCAAAGGUUCAUCUGUAUUCUGCUGUGUUGUGUGCUUUUCCUUACAUCUAAUGCUUUCCAAUGUGAGUUCAUUCUUCACAGUGUGAAUUUUAAGAUCUUUAAUUAUUAAAUUGAUUGAAACAAUUUCUUAUUUAAAUUAAUUUAGAUGUAUAGGGUUCAAAAUCCUGUUUCUCAGCGGCGACAUCUAUCAAAAUAUAUUAACUCUGUCGUAUUUAUAGAGAUUUGCCUUUUAGAGGGUCUUAAGGUACAUUCCAUUAAGUUGACCUUCACAAUGUAUCUCAUCAACAUCAUUAGGGAUUAUGUUGGCAUGAUACUGAUGCUAGCAUAAAUAUUUUUAAAACGUUGCUUUUCCUAACUAGAUUUCCAGACUCUGAGUUCCUAGUCUUUUGUACUAUUAUUUGAUCUCCAGGGCGCGAUCUUUUGAGAAGCUUCCAUUAUGGAGAAAACUGGAUUACGUUCUGCUAGCACACCUACAAACCUUCCUAAGAGAUUCUAAUCUCCAUAAAACCUUGUUUUUCAGUAUUAUCCCCAAGAUUACGUGGCUAGUAGAUGCUGGGUGUGGGUACCAGAGUCACUGCUGAAAUACUGAAUUACAUAGUUUAUAAUGUCCUCUUGUAUCUAGAUAGCCAGAUAUGCAGAUAUGUAAAGAAUGAUUUGUGAAGGAGACUAUGUCAAUGCCAGUAUAAAUAAACCAUUUGUUUUCUCAUGAAAUAGUUACUUCUUUCAAACCGGGAGCUGAAUUUUUUCCCAGUGCCACUGAAACUGCCAUACUAAAUUUCUAUACAUAAGUUAAAUAUUUGAUUCUGUAUCUGCUGUGUAUUGUAUUAGUCCCUAUUUCCUAGUUACCCUUCCUGUCCAUUUUAUCUGCAUUUAUGGGUUCUGUAAUGUCCAGAACCUGGUGCCCAAUCAACUUACUUUAGCAUUCACAUGUUCUGUUACAUGUGAUAUGUACAUUGUCCUAAGCCGUAUCAUCUAUUAUUUCAGCUCUUUUGUUUUAUAUUCUAUGUCAACUCUGUAAUUAUGUUUAAUUCAUACAGGUAUAACUUUAAACAUUCAUUUUUCUCAUAGAUAUAAAGUAUUUUGUAAGUACUGGAAUUUUUCAUUAGAUCUUAUACAGAGCAGUAUUUUAUUAAAAAUCCAGAAGGGAAGACUUUUAUGUGUGCAUUUUUGUAGUUUGAUUUUUUUAAAAUAACUUUUCAUUGUUUAUCUGCCAAGUGAAAUGUUUUCAAUUUGCAUAUGAAUGGAAAUGGAAUGUAUUUUUUUGUCCUGUUUAGUGUUAAAUUGUGCGUUUGCAGAUUUCUAGCAUGUAGUUGCAUAAAGGACUGUGCAAACAUAUUUUAAAAUAUGAACAUAAGAUACACUGAAGGAUAAAAAUUAUUCAUAAGAGUUAAAUGCUAUACAGAAUUUUAAUUCAACAGAAUAAUUUUAUAAACCUGUUUGUUGUCUGCGUCUGCUUGGAUUAAAUAUUGAAACUAGAAA
Messenger RNA from Mauremys reevesii (Reeves's turtle), 9188 nucleotides. It is a transcript of the gene XRN1, whose product is annotated as 5'-3' exoribonuclease 1. The record is from RefSeq and is a predicted model, not a curated record. NCBI's taxonomy places the organism in Eukaryota, Metazoa, Chordata, Testudines, Geoemydidae. Gene Ontology annotation, biological process: rRNA catabolic process; nuclear-transcribed mRNA catabolic process. Bases 271 to 5532 code for a protein of 1753 amino acids. Gene Ontology annotation, cellular component: nucleus. Gene Ontology annotation, molecular function: RNA binding; 5'-3' RNA exonuclease activity. The transcript has 43 exons.